AUUGGUUGAAGCUUGGUGCAGAGGGAGAUACAGUGGAGAGUACUAGGUGAGGUUUUGGUUGGGCGAUUUUCUCGAGUAAAAAUGGAGACGUCUCUGAGGUAUUCGAAGUCUUUGAGAAUCCAUGCGAAGGAGAAGCUCCCUUUCAACUCCAAAACCCAUUUGCAGCUUCAUGGAGAGCUAGAUACAGGAACUGGAUCCCCUAGUUACUUCUCUGCCAUGAUCAGACACCUUUUCCCCGAGGCUUUAACAGGGUUAGGAGUAGGAUUGCAUUAUGAUAAGCGCCACAAGCUUCGGUCUCAUGUCCGCGGGAAAAAAGAGUUUCCUAUGGGAGCUAAUAAGCUUGUGACCUUUAAUGUUAAAGGGCGGUGUGAUUUUGAUCAAGACUUCAAUCAGAAGAAUCCUAUAGGAGCCGCAGAAUUUGCCUGGAACAUAAUGAAUUUUAAGGAAGAUCAGGAUGUACGAAUCAAAGUUGGCUACGAAGUGUUUAAUAAGGUUCCUUAUAUGCAGAUUAGAGAAAACAAUUGGACUCUUAACGCUAACAUGAAGGGAAAAUGGAACUUGAGGUUUGACCUGUGACUGCAUUUUGAUUCUUCUGAGAAAUGUAUUAGUACUACACUUGGAGUAUAAACACACUUUGAUUCUUCCAAUUAAUCAAAUUCAUUGAUCUUACAAAUUAUAUCCAUUACUAUUGCAAGCCUCUACCAACGAAUGUUUCCAAGAUUAUAUUAUAGGCAAAUGUGAUUGUUCUGACGGUUUGAACUAUAGAGAAGCAACGGCUGAACCAGAGCCAACUAGACCGACUAAAAUGUCUUUUAACUUGCAAACCAUAAACCGGAAAUCCAUCAUAAUUUUGUUAACCGAUUCUAAACCGGGAUCAUCAGAGAACCAGCCGUGUUUGGUCUGUUUUUAUGUUGUGGUUUGUUUGAGCUUUAGAUGUUGGUGCUGCUCAGAACAUCAACAUCAUAACCAGAAUGAAUUUAAAAAGUCUUACAAAGUAUUAAUCUAUAUUUGCUGUCAAGAUUUGCUUACUGAUCAUCAUCACUCAGAAAGAGGAAAAAAGGAUCAGAGAUCGUUUUCAAGCAGUAGAAGAAAAAGAGACAUGGACAAGUCACCCACUUCAUCGUUGGAUUUGGUAGUGGCUUUAACUAAAAAUCAACGUGAUCACUAUGCAUAUUUAAACUAUAUCUCAAUAAUGUUCUCAUUAUAUGGCGGCAUUAUUUAAAAGCUUUGAGUGAUGAAGUACUUUUGUUUGUUAAUAAAGAAAAUUGCACUAGAUGUGACAAGUUUUAUCCCAAAUCUUUGUUAUAUACUUUUAGUUCCCUAACCUGUAAAAUACUACUGGAAAGUAAUUGAGAUUAUUAGAAAGCCAGUUACAAAAAAAAAGUAAUUGAGAUUAUAUAUCUUAUUUUUCAUGUAUGUGAUUCAUCUUUUUAGUCUUGUCGACACCAUCUUUCUACGUAAAUGGUAUCAGCUAACAAACUGUUUUAGCAUGUAAACUCAAAUGUCAAAUAUUCUGCGUAGGAUUAUUAUAUAGAGUGAAUAUCUUGUUCUCUAACACCUGAUACCAUCUAAGUAUAUAUUAAAGCUACGUCUCAACAACAAUGUUAUUUCCUUUUCAAAAAAAAAAACAACAAUGUAUUCUUAUUCCCCUUCAAUCUAUACUCCAACAAUAAACUAAUUAGUUUUGACAAUCUUUUGUUUCGACUAUAUAUGAUUUUUAUUUUUAGUGCAGCAUUCUAUUCUUUAUUUUCAUUUCACACUGUAAUUAUAUUAAUAAACCAUGAGAACAUUAAUCGCUUCAAAAGUCUAAGACCAAUCUUACCUUGGUGAAAUAAAUUUUUACAUGCUUACAUAUGCUCGAAAUAUUUUUGAAUAAAUGAAGAUUGUUUUUAAAAUCAUGAUAUUUUAUGAAUAAAUAUGUUCUCACAAUACUAAGAUCGGAUAAAACUUAUGUUGUAAAUGGUCGUUAAUUUAUGAAUUUGACUAGGUUUUAGAUAUUUUCUGCAUAUUUAUAAUCAGGAGCUUCAAAUGUUUAUAUGUAUUUUUAAAAUAGAUAGAUAUCAAAACGUGUUUUAGAAAACAUAUAAAGAUUUUAUGUAAAUUUGGAAGUAUAGUUUCUAACAAUAAUCCAUUUUUUAUCAAAAAAAACAAUAAUCCAUUUUUAUUCAAAGACGGAGAUAUGUGCGGAAAGCAAAAAAUGGGCGGUGGGAAAUCGGAAAGUGGGGAGUGCACUCGAAGACAAAGAGGCAACAAAAAUGGUCUUUUCAAAUAAAUUUAUAAUUUUUUGAUCAAAAAUAAUAGAUUUAUAAUUUUUUGAUCAAAAAUAAUAGAUUUAUAAUUUUGUCAACUAACUCGAUUUGGAAAAUAAGAAUUUCAUACGCUUGCUUCUUCUCUUUAUUUACCAUACAUUGUUUUAUAUGUUAUUUCUCUCUUUUUCUUUUCUUUUUAAUUUCAUGUAAAGCAUGCAAUCCAUCUAGUUUCUAUGCAACGAUACAGUAAAUAGUUGCAAUCUUCAUCAAGAUUAUCAACAGUAGUUGUAAAAUGUAUGCAACUUUAUCAUUUUUCUAUGGCACAUCUACGUAUUGAACGAAUGGCUAAUUACUUAACAGAUAUUGAUAAAAUAACCGUUAUCUUAAACCAUGUACAAUAUUUUGUAUUUGGUUAUAACUAUACAUCAUCUUUUUUUUUUAAUGAAUGUUAAAUUUAUUCAAGAAAAACCUUUUUACAAUGGAUGCAACAUAAAUUGAGAGUUUUUUUUUGGUAAUCUGAAAGAAAAUCUCAAACUAUAUAUCAUCUUUUAAAAAGCUAAUCUACUUUGUUGUUACAGUUAGAAAUUUGAUUACUAAUAUAGGGUAUUUUAAUCUAUCCAUCUUCUAUCAAGUAUAAGUUCUUUUCAAAAAGAAAAAUAAACUAGUGAUAAUUCAGAAUAACUUCUUAGAGUGAUAAGUAAAGGGGGUUUUUUAAUAAGAAAUAGACAAGUCCCCCUUGUGUUUUUUUUUCCCAGUUAGUUGUUAACUUGUUAUUAUCAUCUUUCACACAAACUAUUGUAUAUACGGUGUACCAUAGAAGUAAAAGGUUUCACAAGAACUUUAAUUUCUUUCUUAACAUAUUAGGCCGAUUAGGUGAUUGUUCUACACUUAUAUUUUAUAAAUAGAUUUAGUAUUUACUUUAGGCAAGACAAGGUUUAUAACUAUUUUCCAUAUUAUUUACGUUUAAAUAUACUAUGUUAUAGUUAGCCUUUAUCUAAAAGACGUUUUAGUAAUCUAAAAUACGAUUUCAUAAUUUUAAAAAGGUAAGAAACGUGCUUAUCGUGAAUCCAAGAAAAUUAUGCGUGGAUUAGAUACUGUUAUUUAUAAUUUAAAUUUUUUUAAUUUCUGGCGCUUCUAUCACCACUUUUACAAAUUCGCGUAUUUUCUGUCGAAUAGUAGAAGAUCAGUACACACGUUCAUGGAUUGAUUAACGGUAGACCUGCAAACUUAUUAUCUUCUCAGGCCAGAAAAUGCAUGAGCUAAAUUAACACGUUUACAAAAAUCGAUAGACAUUCAUAUGCACUACUGUAGUAGCUCUAGUAAAUUAACACGUUUACACAAAUCGAUAGACUUGAAAGCAAAAAAAAUUUCUCAAGUGUUCAGCUAAGUAUAUAUUAGUCUAGUGCGAGUCUGCGAGAUGUUUGAUUAUUAUUUGCCAGUUUUUCUUUCUCGGCAUGUGAAUUCAUUUUCAUCAAAAUUUUAUGAAAAUGUAUUCAGAGAUGCAUAGAGCUUCCACUAAUUAAUUACUUGUUAUGGUACCUUACAGACUACAGUUGAUACAAUUUGUUUCAUGGAUUUAAAAUUAUUUAUAUGAAAAAAAUUGGAUAGUUUGAAAAAAAAAUUACGAUAUUACAAAAAUAGAGUUUUCUUCUUUGACAAAGACCUGGUCUAUUAUUCAUUCAUUAUCCUUCUUUUGUGUGUCAUGUAAGUAUAAAGAGAUUAAGGUUGGUGAUACAUCAUUACCUGUAGUGUAGGGCUGGGUAUUUUAUCUGUUAAAUUUGAUUUGAUCUGUUAUUUGUUUUGAUUCGAUCCGAAAAAUACGGAUAUCCGUAAAGUUUCGGAGCAAAGCAAAUAGUAAAAAUCAAUAUUCAUUAAAAACGAAUCAAAUCACAAAUACGAAUUUUUUAAGAACCGGAUAUCUGCUCUGCUUUGACAACUAUAUGAAUACAUACAUAUUGAUUAAAUGUAGAGUUUUAAAUGUAUGAGUUUAUAUAAUUGUUAUUUUAACGUAUGAUUUAAUAAAAUUUAUUCACAUUAUUACUUAUAAAAUUAUUAAA
Molecule: messenger RNA, 4306 nt
Organism: Brassica rapa (field mustard)
Lineage: Eukaryota; Viridiplantae; Streptophyta; Magnoliopsida; Brassicales; Brassicaceae
Product: outer envelope pore protein 21B, chloroplastic
Biological process (GO): regulation of monoatomic anion transport
Molecular function (GO): voltage-gated monoatomic anion channel activity
Source: RefSeq, a predicted model, not a curated record